Molecule: messenger RNA, 1611 nt
Organism: Theileria equi strain WA
Lineage: Eukaryota; Apicomplexa; Aconoidasida; Piroplasmida; Theileriidae
Exons: 1
Coding region: 1-1269 (422 amino acids)
Source: RefSeq, a predicted model, not a curated record
AUGCGCGCAUGUCCCUCGGCAUGUGUAGUCUCGUCUCCUGCCCUCUUCAGUGUAAAUUUAAUUUCACCUUCAUAUCGCAACGUCCCUUAUCGCAAUUUCUCUAUCGCAACUGUAAAGAUGAAUGUUUUGCUCUAUUUGCUCUUAUCUUGCGCUGGUCACUGUGUCGUCCUGGACAUCCAGGGUGCAGAUCCCGGCGUCUUUGACUCCCAGGAGCAGCUGGUCGGGGGGGUCAAGGUGACUGAGUUCUCGGCCAGAGCAGGCGGCGGAUUGGCUACAGACGCCUCAGCUGUGGUUGGAGAGGACGCCAUCACUAAAGUCGUCUCUGGAGAUGCUCACGUCUGGAAGACCAACGGACCCAUCUGCAACAAGGUCUGGGCCUUUUCCACAGGUUCAGCUGUUGAUUUCCUACGUCUGGAACUCGAUAGUGAAACUCAGGGUAAACUCUACGUCCACUACGAGUUGGAGGAGGGCGUCUUUGUGCCAAUCGCACUUGAGCAGUUUGAAAAGAAGGUGGGCGCCGCUGGACAGAUUGCAGUCACAGUCGACAUUUCUCAGUCCGUUGAAGCCGCUCACAACCUGAAUGCACGCAGGGAAGCUUCCUUGAGGACGUCAAAGAGCGUCAUCGAUGGAGUAGUCCUUGAAGAGUACUACCCAAAGAGAGGAUUCCGCCUCGCAAAGAUCGUGGACGGAGAUGAUGUACUCUUCAGGUCUGAGGUCUCUGGCUGCGCAGCCCUCACUGUCGCCAGCUUCAACGGAGAGAAGAAGUUGGCAUCACUCUACAUCCCAGGAGAAAAGGUAAAAGAUGCCAACUUCUUGCACCUCGAAAAGGGCGAGAAUGGAUGGCAACAGGUGGAUUUCAAGGCAUACCAGCAGAGGUACCAGGAACUCAAGAAGACCAUCCCCAAGGUAGGCUCUUUUGAACUUGAUUUGGCAAACCCAGACCUCUCUGUCGCCCAUGUGAAUGAAGUCAAGGACGGAAAGCUGGACGUCAGAGUUAGCUUCCCACUCCCAGGAUGCCUGGUUGACAGGGUCAAGCAUGGCGACAGUGUGCUCUGGGCAGCCAAGAAGGGAGAAAGGUACAUUGGCGCCAUGGCCACUGCCGGCGGUCUCAAGAAGGCCGUCGUCCUCUCCUUUAAGGACGCUAGUGAAAACCAGAGAGAAUUGUUCUUUUUGGAACAAGAAGGAGAAUUGACUGGAUGCACCAAGGAGGAAUUCGAAGCAUUUAUGAAGGAAGUUGCCCCAAACAUGACGGAACUUCCAAUGGUAUAGAGCGGUGCCUUGUUGGUGUAGCCACGUCAAGCGACAGUUACAUGUAUGCUAUAAAGAAUGAGUGACCAUUGGUUACAGCAAGGUCUAGCCUCUCGGUAUUACUACUGCCUGUAAUAAAUGGUCAUUUUCAAAGGUAAAAAUAAGCACAUUACAAUAAGGAUAGACGAAGCAAAGACAGUCUGAAUUAGGGAAUUGAAAUCUCCCGAUUUACACAUGUAAAAGUAUUCUAACAAAACUAAAGACAUAAGUAGCAAAAAACGAUUAUGAACAAGGGGAGCUAGAGUUGCAAGUUUGCAAAAUCUUUACUGCACUGGAAGCUUGAAGAUUUGAGAGACAAAUCUG